AUGGAGAUUCUGGAGGAAGCUGAACUUUGCUUCCCGCAGCUCGCCAACGCCUCGUGCAAGAAGCUGAAGCGUCCUCACUUCCAGCUCGUCCUCUCCUACAUCGUCCUGUCGUCCAUUGCUCUGCUCACCACGACACUCAACCUGCUGCUCAUCGUGUCCAUCGCUCACUUCAGGCGUCUCCACACUCCCACCAACUUCCUCCUCCUCUCCCUGGCGGUGUCAGACUUCCUGGUUGGCGUCAUCGUCUGCGUUCCCAUCCUGCUGGUGGACGGCUGCUGGUACCUGGGCGACCACACGUGCGUCUUCUUCCAGUAUUUAGGCUACGUGGUCACUGGGGCGUCCAUCGGCACCAUGGUGAUCAUCUCGGUGGACCGUUACGUGGCGGUGUGCGACCCGCUGCGGUACGCCAGCCGGAUGACGCAGCAGAGAGUGCAGGUGUCUGUGUGUGUGUGCUGGACCGGCUCGCUGCUGUUCCAGAGCCUGAACCUGAAGGAGAACCUGAGCGAGCCGGGUCGGUACCACUCCUGCUCCGGGGAGUGCGUGGUGGUCACCGACUACGUCCUGGGCCUGCUGGACCUCCUGCUGUCCUUCGUCGGGCCCGUCCUCGUCAUCGUGCUCCUGUACCUGCGGGUGUUCGCGGUGGCGGUGUCACAGGCCCGGGCCGCCCGCUCCCGCCUGGCGGCCGUCGGCGGCCGCGGCUCGCUGACGGUGUCGGUGAAGAAGUCGGAGCUGAAAGCAGCUCGGACUCUGGGCGUGGUGGUGCUGGUCUUUCUGGUUUGUGUGUGUCCGUACUUUUGCGUGUUGCUGACGGGUCAGAACCAGCUGCUCAACGCCUCGUCGGCCGUCUUCGUCAUCUGUCUCUUCUACCUGAACUCCUGUCUGAACCCGCUCAUCUACGCCUUCUGCUACCCAUGGUUCAAGAAGUCUGUGCAGCUCAUCAUCACGCUGAAGAUCCUGCAGCCCGGCUCCGCCAACGCUAACAUCCUGUGA
This is a messenger RNA of Salarias fasciatus (jewelled blenny), 990 nucleotides long. Its product is annotated as trace amine-associated receptor 13c-like. The coding region runs from base 1 to 990 and encodes 329 amino acids. The transcript is spliced from 2 exons. Gene Ontology annotation, biological process: G protein-coupled receptor signaling pathway. Gene Ontology annotation, cellular component: membrane. Lineage: Eukaryota; Metazoa; Chordata; Actinopteri; Blenniiformes; Blenniidae. The record is from RefSeq and is a predicted model, not a curated record. Gene Ontology annotation, molecular function: trace-amine receptor activity.